Diorhabda sublineata is the source of this 4335-nucleotide messenger RNA. It is a transcript of the gene Mp, whose product is annotated as collagen alpha-1(XVIII) chain. Lineage: Eukaryota; Metazoa; Arthropoda; Insecta; Coleoptera; Chrysomelidae. The coding region runs from base 241 to 3588 and encodes 1115 amino acids. The record is from RefSeq and is a predicted model, not a curated record. The transcript is spliced from 23 exons.
AGUUCGAUUUCGGCAAGCGAACGGUGAGUCCGUGAAAGUUUGUCGCGUGAGCGUUUCUACACGUGGUUCACGUGCUAUAUAAUAUUUGGUUAGGAAGCAGAGGAGUGAAAGACGCCGACGUCGCGACGGCAAUAGUGACUACGAAUUAACGUAGAAAGUGCCGGCAUGUUGGACUGAGUGAAAUAUUUCGAAUUGUGCGCAUGAGAGAAUAGGGAUGUCAAGGGAUUAAAGGGCGACAUAAUGGUUAUUCAUUUUAGAUUAGAAGUUUUGGCAGUGAUUCUGUUGCUACAUUUCGAUUAUGUCUUCAGUGACGAUCUUCUUUCGUUACCUCAAUCAUUCACAGACGUGGGAGAUGGUGGAUCGGAAUUUGAGGUUUACAGCGAAUAUGAUUUACUUGCGGCCAUUUCAAUACCGUUCCCAGAUCCGAAGACCCAAUACAUCGAAGACGACGGUCACGACGGAUUUCCAGCAUUCGGAUUUAGAGCCGGAUCAGACGUAAAAAUCGCCCACAGGCAAAUACUACCAGAGAAACUAAGUUCGGAAUUUUCUAUUUUAAUAAGCGCCAAGCCGAAGAGUAGACGCGGGGCAUUUAUAUUCGCUGUGGUUAAUCCUUACGAUACCGUUGUAGAACUGGGAGUAAGGAUUGCCCCCGAUGGACCAAUAACGUCUAUCGUUAGUCUCUACUACACCGAUUUCAGUCAAAUCAAUUCACACAGCAUAGCAAAUUUUACAGUGCCAAAAUUCUACAACAAAUGGAUGCGUUUCGCUUUCCGCGUCACUCUUGAAAAUGUUACCUUAUAUUUCAAUUGUAACGAAACGGAAACUGUUCUAGUCCAGAGGAAUCCCAUAGAAUUAGUAUUCGAUUCUGCGUCUACUUUGUAUUUAGCACAAGCGGGACCUAAAUUCGGUGAACCAUACGAAGGCGCUAUAGACGAGCUGAAAAUAUUCAGAGACCCGAACAUGGCAGCGCAACAAUGCAAAACAGAUUUCCAGGUAGAAAGAAUGGACUAUGAUGGUUCGUAUCGAGAAGGUAGCGGCAACGAAGAUCUCGGCUUAUUUCCACCACCACCUCCACCUCCAGAUGCUGCAUCUGGAUAUUAUCGAGGAGAGAAAGGAGAUAGGGGACCUAGGGGGCCACCAGGGGAAUCAAUAAGGGGACCUCCAGGCCCACCAGGACCUCCAGGUCUUCCAGGAGCACCAGCGCCCGAGGCUGUGUGCAGUUGUAAUUUAACCUCAAUAAUAAGUACAAUAACAAAAGAAGCUAACAUUCCGUUCACACCGAGUGAAAGUCGAGUGGGUCCACCAGGCUUAACCGGUUUACCAGGAAUACCCGGAGAAGUAGGUCCCAGAGGUCCACCGGGAGAUAAAGGAGAAAGAGGUGAACGAGGAGCUCAAGGACACGAUGGUUUACCUGGUCCUAAAGGAGAACCUGGAAAAGAUGGGUUACCAGGAUUACCCGGACCACCGGGACCUCCUGGUCCAGUGGAAUUUGAAAAUGUAGAUCCGAGCUGGAAACCAAGAGGUCCUUUCAAGGACACUGUUUUGGGAGGAUCGAUGGUGAGGCCAGGAGUACCCGGCCCAAAAGGUGAUCCAGGAAAACCAGGAUCGCCUGGACCAAGAGGUGAAAAAGGACCAUCCGGAUCGAAAGGUUCACAUGGAGAACCUGGCUUGAAAGGAGAACGAGGUGAUCGGGGAAUACCGGGAGAAAAAGGCUCUCCAGGAAAAAAAGGUGAUGAUGGGUCACCCGGUGUGGACGGAAUACCUGGAAUACCUGGCAGGAACGGGGAGAAGGGAGAGAAAGGAGAUAUAGGGUACCCAGGACCUCCAGGAUUACCCGGUCCGUCUGGUAUACAAAUAGCUGCAGGAACAGCUCAAGAUGCUAUUCAACUCAUGCCUGGACCUCCUGGUGCUAAAGGCGAAGUAGGAGAGAGGGGUCCAAAAGGCGAUAAAGGUGAUGCUGGAGAAGCAGGUAUUCCGGGAGUUUCUGGUUUUCCUGGAAAUCCAGGAAUUGAUGGUGAAAAAGGAGAACCUGGAGUUGAUGGUGCUGUUGGGCCUGUUGGUUCACCUGGUUCUAAAGGAGAGAAGGGAGAAAGAGGUGCUCCCGGUUCUAUUUUAAAUGCGGAUGGAACUGAAAGUAUCUUAACAAUCAAGGGUCAAAAAGGAGAAAUGGGAAAAAGGGGAAGGAGAGGGAAGCCUGGGCCAGUAGGUCCUCCAGGUCCACCAGGAAAACUUGGUGAAAUGGGACUGCCCGGAUGGAUGCAGAAUAAUUCAAAAGGUCGACCUGGAAUUCCUGGCGUUCCUGGAGCUAAGGGAGUAAAAGGAGAACCAGGAAACGGGUCGGAAAAAGGACAGAAAGGAGAAGCGGGUGCUCCGGGUAAAGACGGUUUACCAGGCCCUGCAGGUCCCCCCGGACCUCGAUCGUCGGAUGAAACGACAAGGUAUAUUCCAGUGCCUGGACCUCCUGGGCCUCCAGGUCCUCCGGGUCCUGCCGGUAUGCCUGGAUUAUCCAUAACAGGGCCCAAAGGAGAGCCAGGAAGUCCUGCUUAUGGAGAAACAGCUCAUUAUAGCCGACCAGGAACGAAAACCAGCUUCGAAGAACUUAAAGCUCUGAGGGAAUUGAAAGAGCUGAGGGAUUUGAAGCAAGGACGAGCUACCGCUACACCACCUUUACAACAACCCACUGAACAUCAACUUGCAUCAGCUCAUGUGGUUCCAGGUGCUGUAACGUUCCAAAAUAAAACUGCAAUGACCAAAAUGACAACGGCAAGUCCCGUAGGUACUCUAGCAUACGUUAUCGAGGAAGAAGCUUUACUGGUUCGGGUCAAUAAUGGAUGGCAGUACGUAGCGCUGGGAUCACUUCUACCGGUAACGACACCAGCACCCCCAACAACAAGCACUCCCCAGAUUAGACCCCCGUUCGAGGCAAGCAACCUCAUCAAUCACAUAUCUAAACCAGCAGAUGUUUCACAUUGGUAUCCUAAAAUGUUACGUCUCGCGGCAUUAAACGAGGCGUAUACCGGUGACAUCCAUGGGGUAAGAGGUGCCGAUUACGCUUGUUAUCGCGAGGCUAGAAGAGCCGGUCUCCGGGGAACCUUCAGGGCCCUUCUAUCUUCCAGAGUUCAGAACGUAGAUUCCAUAGUUAGACAAGCCGAUCGCAAAUUGCCGGUAUGCAAUCUUAGAGGAGAAGUGCUAUUUAAUUCAUGGGCUGAAAUCUUCAAAGGUGACGGAGGUGCAUUUCCUCAUCCUCCUAGAAUAUAUUCGUUCAGCGGUAAGAACGUUUUGUCUGAUUUUUCGUGGCCAGAAAAAGCAGUAUGGCAUGGAGCUCUUCUCAACGGAGAAAGAGCAUUGGAUACAUCCUGUGACGCCUGGCAUACUUCCUCGAAAGAAAAAGUUGGUUUGGCAGGAAGCCUAAAGGGUCCAAGACUUUUAGAACAAACACCGUACCCUUGCGAUAAAAGACUAAUAUUGCUUUGUAUUGAAGCGACGACUGAGCAGUUUGUGCAAAGGAAGAGGAGGGAUGCUAAUGAAAAUAAAGAUGAUCAGCUCAACGAAGAAGAAUACUACAACCUACUGAAUUCCAUUCAUUGAACGUCAUAUCUUACAGAAAAUCGUUCCAUCCAUACUCAUUAAAUUCAUAUAGACUUUUUGUGUCACGUGUCGUAAGUGUGAGAUCUACUACGUUGUUGUUAAAAAUAUUGUAAAAAGUAUUUUAACUACAGUCACUUUACAUUUUUUUGUGAUUUUAUUAAUGUAUUUACAUAAGUGCUUCUAAGUUGUAUAUAUAUAGUACUUAGAUUAAUUUAAUAUUUUUUUAUUAUUAGAAAUUGAUGUGUAAGAAAUAUUGAUAUCAAAAAAAAUUUGAUCUAAAUAUAACAAACAUCAAGAAAAUCAUCUUGUUCGCAAUUUUCGAUAUGUUUUAAUAAUUAUUUUUGUAACAAUUAUUAUUAACAUGUAAGAAGAUUGACGAGUUACAAUUUCCGUUUAUUCAUACAAUAUGAAACUAAAUUUCAUGAGUGCGUAAUGGGCUUACAACUCUACGCCCAUUCAUAGCAUGCUACAUAAGAAAACGUGCCCUAUUUUUAGAGAAAUUGCAUAAUGGGCAUCACUCUUUCAAUCCUAAAUAUAUCUCGUUAAUGAUGAAAGUUUUUAUGUUUUUUAAUUGACUAAAUUUGUGUAAAUAAACCAAAUAAAGUCUUACGUAAAUAAAAAUUUGAUUUUGAAUUUAAUUAAACCAAAACGCUGACAGUGGGAUUUUUGACGUUUACGGACAUGGGCGUAGAAAAAAUACUUUCUCAAUCUUCCCUGAGUCGGUGGUCUCAUGAAAGGUUGAGCCAA